AAAGCAUAUUUGGAUUAGUGCUUGCAAUAACUUUAUGUGGCAGUUCUAGAAAGCUUUUAUAAUGGAAAUACUUUUUAUUGAUGCGCAAAAAAUUAGUUGUUAAAGGACAGGAUGACGACGAAUUUUGAGAUUAUACAAAGUACUAUAGAAGUGAUUUAAUAAAAAUCGAUUUUUGGAUGCGUUUAUUACUGCCUGUGUUGAUAAAGAGGGGGUUAAACUUUAGAUAAUCAUCGCCAUAACCCACGACCUAAUGAUAAACCAUUGAAGUCGAAUGCAAGCAAACUGGGUAAUUGACUGUAGUCAAUUACAAAUCGAUUUGGGAUUUUCUCUUGGUGAAGAGUGGAAAAAAUCAAAAGUAAUACGAGUUCUGCUGUGCUGCCAGCCUUUGCUACUGUGGCAGGAUCAAAUUCAAGGAGUACCACUUCGAGUGGUCAUCGCAGGCUUCGUAGCUAUUUAGUGUAGUGGUACCGGCAUUGGUUGUUGUUUGUGGUUAGUGGAAAAGAGCGUCAAGAUGACAAAAUCUGUGAUUUUAAUUAUAUCGACACUGUUUGUAAUCAGCAUUUAUUUGGUGUGGACUGUGGAAGGACAAGCAGCAGCAUCUGGUGGAGCCAGUUUAACUGAUCUAAUCGAUCAAGCAAACGGGAAAAAUGCAGAUAAUGGCAAUCUGAGCCAAACGAUCCAGGACAUAUUUGGAACACUUAUUACCACAGCAGCUCCCGACAUUAACAGCAACAGCGGAAAUAGUGGAACUGGAGGAACUGGUGGAACUGGAGGAACUAGUGGAACUGCUAGCUGUACUUGCGUGCCAUAUUAUCUAUGUAACAAUGGUAGCAUUAACACCAAUGGAAUGGGAAUUAUCGAUAUCAGGUCAAACGAUGGACCUUGUGAAACUUACAUCGAAGUCUGUUGCGAAAAGAAAGAUCAAACAACCGACCCAAUUACUCCCGCUCCUCCGGUUAUAAAAGAAGUGGGAUGUGGGCGCCGUCACGAAGAAGGAGUUGGAUUCCGGAUCAAAGGCCAAAUGGAAAACGAAGCCGAAUUUGGAGAAUUUCCCUGGAUGGUGGCUGUGCUUCGAGAAGAAACCGUUGCAGGAAACGCGAAUGUCCUGAAUGUUUACCAAUGUGGUGGAGCGCUGAUCCAUCCCCAAGUGGUGGUAACUGCUGCGCAUUGCGUUAGCGGAAAGAACAAGGUGUUUAAGGUACGCGCAGGUGAAUGGGAUACCCAGCAUACCCAAGAACUGCUCCCACAUCAAGAUCGUGAAGUCCAAACAGUUAUAACUCAUCCUCAGUACUAUGCAGGCGCGCUGUAUAAUGAUGUGGCUGUCUUGCACCUGAAAUCGCCAUUUGAAAUCGCUGAAAACGUGAAUGUGGUUUGUCUGCCCCCUCAAAGUACCGUUCUUAAUUCAGCCACAUGCUACGCUACUGGCUGGGGCAAAGACGAAUUCGGCCAGAAAGGAAAGUACCAGGUGAUUCUAAAGAAAAUUGACCUGCCAAUUGUUGCUCAUGAUAAAUGCGAGCAACAGUUGCGGUCAACUAGAUUGGGCAAGUACUUCCAGCUUCAUCAAUCGUUCAUGUGCGCUGGAGGAGUUCCUGGUAAGGACACGUGCAAAGGAGAUGGAGGUAGUCCAUUGGUAUGCCCGAUACAAGGACAGCAAAACCGGUACUACCAGAUGGGAAUUGUUGCUUGGGGAAUCGGAUGCGGCGAAAACAAUACACCGGGUGUUUACGUGAAUUUGCCAAUGUUUAGAGAUUGGAUCGAUAACCAAGUAAAAUCUUUCGGGUUGGACACGAGCUCGUAUCAAUAUUGAAGAUUGAACUGAUUUUAUACUGUGGAAUAAAUAUUUAUAAUAAACUUUCCAAAGAGUA
Molecule: messenger RNA, 1865 nt
Organism: Dendroctonus ponderosae (mountain pine beetle)
Lineage: Eukaryota; Metazoa; Arthropoda; Insecta; Coleoptera; Curculionidae
Product: phenoloxidase-activating factor 2
Exons: 5
Coding region: 512-1807 (431 amino acids)
Biological process (GO): proteolysis
Molecular function (GO): serine-type endopeptidase activity
Source: RefSeq, a predicted model, not a curated record